AGUGUAUCCAGUGACGGACACUUGUUGGUGUGACACCUGGCGGCUCAUGUGUGAUUCAGAGACUCGGUUACUCAACAAGUCGGAGAAGACGUCAUGAUAAACUAAGUCUUUACGCACUUCUUCUACACGGAGCUCCGUCAUGUCCGCAGCGGUCGCGCGGCUGCUCUUCUACCCGACGUUAGGCUACAAUGUGCUGAUGGAGAAAGUUUCCAGCCGCCGCUGGUUCGACCGAGUGGAUGAGACCGUGAUCGUGGGAGCACUUCCGUUCAGAUCCAUGACAUCACAGCUCGUAGAAACAGAAAAUAUCCGAGGAGUCGUCACCAUGAAUGAGGAGUAUGAGACCAAAUAUUUCUGUAACUCGGCUGAGGAGUGGCGUGAAGCAGGCGUAGAGCAGCUGAGGCUGAGCACCGUCGACCUCACCGGUGUCCCCAGUCUGGAGAACCUGCAUCGAGGUGUGGAAUUCGCCCUGCAGCACCGAGAGCAGGGAACCAGCGUGUACAUCCACUGCAAGGCUGGUCGCUCCCGCAGCGCCACGCUGGCAGCUGCCUACCUCAUCAGGUUACACUGCUGGACUCCAGAAGAGGCCUGUCGGAAGCUUGCGUCGGUUCGACCCCACGUCCUGGUGCGUGCCGCUCAGCUGCAGAUGUUGCGGACGUACUACCAGCAGGUGUGUGAACAGUCCAGCUGAGAGCGCGGGGCAACGUGUGGACGCCAUCAUGUUCCCAGCAGCUGGACUCAGUGGACCCAGUGGACUCAGUGGACCCAGAGACUGAAGACAUGAGACGAAGCUGCUGGUGAAUGAAUGAAUCCUUCACAUCUUAAUGUGAAUGAUAAAAACACACCCAAUGUUUAUUUUAAAUCAAAUAUCAAGAGUUUUAUUGGUAAAUAGCAGAUUUCACUUUUUACUUCAUGACACAUCAGUGAGAAGAAAUUAUAAUUUCAAAUUUUUAACCCCCUCAUUUCAUAAAACGACAAACUUUGAAGUAACUAAAAACAUCUGUACUCUCUGGUUUUAUCACCUGGAGCUAAAACAGAUUAUUUACCUUUUAAACAAAGUGAAUCACAUUAAAAAUAACAAAAACCCUUUGUUGUGAUUUUUCUUUCCUCCCAACCUGUCGUCCUGUUCCAGUGCCGUUAGUGUCCGACUUUCAGAAUAAAAUGUUUGUGUUGUAACAUUAAAGUGACGUUUUACUGCGUA
This is a messenger RNA of Hippoglossus stenolepis (Pacific halibut), 1198 nucleotides long. RefSeq names its product protein tyrosine phosphatase mitochondrial 1 (gene ptpmt1). The transcript is spliced from 4 exons. Gene Ontology annotation, biological process: protein dephosphorylation. Lineage: Eukaryota; Metazoa; Chordata; Actinopteri; Pleuronectiformes; Pleuronectidae. Bases 140 to 688 code for a protein of 182 amino acids. The record is from RefSeq and is a predicted model, not a curated record. Gene Ontology annotation, molecular function: phosphatidylinositol-4,5-bisphosphate 5-phosphatase activity; phosphatidylglycerophosphatase activity; protein tyrosine/serine/threonine phosphatase activity.